AUGAGCAUCAACUUUCCGAAGACCGAGGAGGAGGUCAUCCGCUUCUGGCGUGAGAUCGAUGCCUUCCAGACGCAAGUCAAACUGAACGAGGGCAACAAGCCCUUCACUUUCUACGAUGGACCGCCGUUUGGCCUGCCCCACUAUGGCCAUCUGCUGGCCUCGACCAUCAAGGACAUCAUCCCCCGGUAUUGGGCUAUGAAGGGCUACCACGUGCCGCGUCGGUUUGGCUGGGACACGCACGGCGUGCCCAUCGAGUACGAGAUUGACAAGAAGCACGGCAUGUCCGCCCAGGACGCCGUUAAGAAGAUGGGCAUCGCCAAGUACAACGAGGAGUGCAAGGCCAUUGUGAUGCGCUACUCGGCCGAAUGGCGCAGCACCGUCGAGCGCCUCGGCCGCUGGAUCGACUUCGACAACGACUACAAGAGCAUGGACGUCCGGUUCAUGGAGUCCUGCUGGUGGGUCUUCAAGCAGCUCUUCGACAAGGGCACCGUCUACCGCGCCUACCAGAUCAUGCCGUUUUCGACCGCCCUCGGCACGCCCCUCAGCCACAUGGAGUCCAAGCAGAACGAGAAGUUGACCCAGGACCCGGCCGUUGUCGUCGCGUUCCCCGUCCUCAACGUCGAGGGCUAUGAGAACACGUCUCUGCUCGCCUACACCACCACCCCUUGGACCCUACCGUCGAACCUGCUCAUCGCCACCCACCCGAACUUUGAGUACCUGGUCAUCCUCGAUGAGGCCAGCGGCAAGCAGUACAUCCUCCAAGAGGCUGGCCUGACGCUCCUCUACAAGAAUCCCAAGAAGGCCAAGUACAAGGUCAUCAAGAAGAUCAAAGGCCAGGAGAUGGUCGGCUGGAAGUAUGAACCGCUCUUCCGCUACUACGUCGACAAAUACGCCGACUGCUUCCAGGUCAUCCCGGCCGACUAUGUCGAAGAGGGCGAGGGCACUGGUCUCGUCCACCAGGCACCUGCCUUCGGUCAGGAGGAUUACGACGCGGCCGUCGCUGCGGGCUUCAUUACCCCCCAGCGCCUUCCGCCUUGCCCGGUCGAUGACAAGGGCUGCCUGACCGACGAGAUCCCUGAGUACGCCGGCCAGCAUGUCAAGAUUGCCGACAAGGCCAUUCUCAAGGACCUGCGCAGCACGGGCCGCCUGCUGGUGGAGAGCCAGAUUAUGCACACGGACAAGUUCUGCUGGCGUUCUGAUACCCAGCUUAUCCGCAAGGCGGUGUCCUCGUGGUUUGUGCGUGUCGGCGACGCCAUCCCGCAGAUGCUCGACAACCUAAAGAAGACCACGUGGGUGCCCAGCGCGGUCAAGGAGAAGCGCUUCACCAACUGGGUCGCCAACGCCCACGACUGGAACGUCUCGCGCAACCGCUACUGGGGUACGCCUCUGCCGUUGUGGGUCAGCGACGAUUUUGAGGAAAUCGUCUGCGUCGGCAGCCGCGAAGAGUUGCGCCAGCUGAGCGGCCACGAGGGUUCGCUCGAUGACAUCCACCGCGACAAGGUUGACGACAUCACCAUUCCGUCGCGCAAGGGCAAGGGCCAGCUGCGCCGCGUGAACGAGAUUUUUGACUGUUGGUUCGAGUCGGGCUCUAUGCCGUAUGCCUCGACGCACUUCCCCUUUGCGGAGAACACCAAGCGCGCCGACGACCCCAACGGCCCACCAGCGCUCUUCCCUGCCGACUUCAUUGCCGAGGGUCUUGACCAGACGCGUGGUUGGUUCUACACACUGACGGUGCUGGCCAACCGGUUAUUUGGCCAGUCACCCUUCCGCAACGUCAUCGUUAACGGCAUCGUGCUGGCCGAGGACGGCAAGAAGAUGUCCAAGCGCCUGCAAAACUACCCCGACCCGGGCAUUGUGCUGUCGCAGUACGGAGCGGAUGCGCUGCGUCUGUACAUGAUCAACUCGCCUGUCGUGCGUGCCGAGUCGCUGCGCUUCAAGGAGUCGGGUGUCAAGGAGAUGGUGUCGCGCGUGCUGCUGGCGCUGUGGAACAGCUACCGCUUCUUCUCGGAGCAGGCGAACCUCUACGAGAAGACGACGGGCACGUUCUUCGUGGCCGAUCUGUCGGUGAUCAGCGACGGCAAAAGCCUCAGCAACGUCAUGGACCGGUGGAUCCUGGCGGAGAUGCAGAGCCUGCUUAAGUUUGUGGAGGCGGAGAUGACGGGAUACCGCCUCUACACGGUGGUGCCGCGGCUGCUGUCGUCGAUUGAGGACCUGACCAACUGGUAUAUCCGCUUCAACCGCCGCCGUCUCAAGGGCAGCGCGGGCCUGGGCGUCGACGACACGACGGCAGCCAUGAACACGCUGUUCCAGGUGCUGUUCACGCUGGUGCGUGCGCUGGCGCCGUUCACGCCGUUCAUCACCGAGCACAUUUACGGCCUGCUGAAGCCGCAUCUCAGCGCCGAAGUGCGCGGCAGCUUCAAGGACGACCGCAGUGUGCACUUCUUGUCGUUCCCGACGGUGCAGGAGUCGCUCUUCGACGAGGUCAUUGAGCGCAAGGUGUCGGCGAUGCAGAAGGUGAUCCAGCUGGCACGCACGGCCCGCGAGCGCUGCAACGUGUCGCUCAAGACGCCGCUGCUGUCGGUGGUGGUCAUUGCCGACAAACAUAUCUUGGCGGACGUGGAGGAGCUCAGCUCGUACGUGCGCGAGGAGCUCAACGUCCGCGACGUCAUCCUGACGAGUGACGAGGAGCAGUACGGCAUCGUGCUGGAGGCGCGUGUGGACUGGCCGACGCUGGGCAAGAAGCUUAAGAAGGACGUGCAGAUGGUCAAGAAGAACUUGCCCGGCCUCACGCAGAAUGAGCUGCGCCAGUUCCUGGCCGAGAAGAAGAUCAACGUUGGUGGCAUCGUGCUCGAGGAGAACGACAUUUCGAUUGUGCGCGUCCUGGGCUCGUCGGUCACCGCGUCCAAGGACAGCAAGGACGGCAAGGCCGCCAAGGGUGCGAAGGGGGCCAAGGAGGAGGCGAAGGAGGAGGCCAAGGGCGAGGUCAAAGAGGAGGCUCCUGCGCCGGCCGAGGGCCAGGAGGGCCACGGUCCCAAGUGGGAGCCCGGUUUUGCCGACGACAUGAUUGUGCUGCUCGACACGACGCCGCACCCGGAGCUGGCGGUCGAGGGCCUGGCGCGCGAGAUCAUCAACCGCGUCCAGCGCCUACGCAAGAAGGCCGGCCUGGUGCCCGCCGACGACGUGCGCAUGCACUACCACGUCGUGGAGAAUCCCGACGAGGUCGAUCUGGCGUCGGUUGUGACGUCGCACGAGCCGCUUUUCCAGACGGCUCUGCGCGGCACGCUGGAACCCUCGUCGGCGGACAAGGAGCCUGAGGCGCUUAUUGUAGAGGAGGAGCAGGCCAUUGGCGACCUGUCAUUUAUGCUGCGGCUGCUGCGCAUCUAA
Molecule: messenger RNA, 3384 nt
Organism: Sporothrix schenckii 1099-18
Lineage: Eukaryota; Fungi; Ascomycota; Sordariomycetes; Ophiostomatales; Ophiostomataceae
Product: isoleucyl-tRNA synthetase
Exons: 2
Coding region: 1-3384 (1127 amino acids)
Biological process (GO): isoleucyl-tRNA aminoacylation
Molecular function (GO): ATP binding; aminoacyl-tRNA deacylase activity; isoleucine-tRNA ligase activity
Source: RefSeq, a predicted model, not a curated record